Molecule: messenger RNA, 3054 nt
Organism: Lemur catta (Ring-tailed lemur)
Lineage: Eukaryota; Metazoa; Chordata; Mammalia; Primates; Lemuridae
Gene: ITPK1
Product: inositol-tetrakisphosphate 1-kinase
Exons: 10
Coding region: 244-1467 (407 amino acids)
Biological process (GO): inositol trisphosphate metabolic process
Cellular component (GO): cytoplasm
Molecular function (GO): magnesium ion binding; ATP binding; inositol-3,4,5,6-tetrakisphosphate 1-kinase activity
Source: RefSeq, a predicted model, not a curated record
GGCGGUGCGGGCGGCCCCGCGCGGCCCAGCCAGUGGCGUUCCGCGCUGAGCGCCGCUCCCUCCUCCCGGCCGCCCGCCGCGCCCCGCCCCUGCCCGCCCUCCCCGCAGGACUGCGCGCCCGGAGCCCCGAUCCGCGUCCCCGCCGCCGGGAGGAGGUGCCCGCACGCUCGCGGCGCGCGCCGGCCGCCAGACUCGGCCUGUGGGCGAUUUCCUCCGGACCCAGGCUCCCGCCCGAGGAGGAAGAUGCAGACCUUUCUGAAAGGGAAGAGGGUUGGCUACUGGCUGAGCGAGAAGAAAAUCAAGAAGCUCAAUUUCCAGGCCUUCGCCGAGCUGUGCAGGAAGCGAGGGAUAGAAGUUGUGCAGCUGAACCUCAGCCGGCCCAUCGAGGAGCAGGGCCCCCUGGACGUCAUCAUCCACAAGCUGACCGAUGUCAUCCUUGAAGCCGACCAGAACGACAGCCAGUCCCUGGAGCUGGUGCACAGGUUCCAGGAAUACAUCGAUGCCCACCCCGAGACCAUUGUCCUGGACCCCCUCCCUGCCAUCAGGACCCUGCUUGACCGCUCCAAGUCCUACGAGCUCAUCCGGAAGAUUGAGGCCUACAUGGAAGACGACAGGAUCUGCUCCCCGCCCUUCAUGGAGCUCACGAGCCUCUGUGGGGACGACACCAUGCGGCUGCUGGAGAAGAACGGCCUGGCCUUCCCGUUCAUUUGCAAAACCAGAGUGGCUCAUGGCACCAACUCUCACGAGAUGGCCAUCGUGUUCAACCAGGAGGGCCUGAGCGCCAUCCAGCCCCCCUGCGUGGUCCAGAAUUUCAUCAACCACAACGCUGUCCUGUACAAGGUGUUUGUGGUCGGCGAGUCCUACACCGUGGUCCAGAGGCCCUCGCUCAAGAACUUCUCCGCGGGCACGUCAGACCGUGAGUCCAUCUUCUUCAACAGCCACAACGUGUCAAAGCCGGAGUCGUCAUCCGUCCUGACCGAGCUGGACAAGAUCGAGGGUGUGUUCGAGCGGCCGAGCGACGAGGUCAUCCGGGAGCUCUCCCGGGCCCUGCGGCAGGCGCUGGGCGUGUCGCUCUUCGGGAUCGACAUCAUCAUCAACAACCAGACGGGGCAGCACGCUGUCAUCGACAUCAACGCCUUUCCAGGCUACGAGGGCGUGAGCGAGUUCUUCACUGACCUGCUGAACCACAUCGCAACCAUCCUGCAGGGCCAGAGCGCAGCCACGGCAGCCGCGGGGGACGUGGCCCCACCGAGGCACAGCAAGGCCCUGGCCGGCGAGCGGACGUGCAGCGCCAGCCCCGGCUGCUGCGGCAGCACGACGGGCGAGGAGGCGCCUUGGAAGGCCGAGGCCGACGCGGGUGGCACCGCCAAGCUGCCGCACCAGAGACUCGGCUGCACGGCGGGCAUGUCGCCCAGCUUCCAGCAGCACUGCGUGGCCUCGCUGGCCACCAAGGCCUCCUCCCAGUAGCCGCGGAGCCAGGACCCAGAGGGGCGGCGCGGGGCGCGGAGCACACCCGCUGGGCAAGCAGCUACUGCUAAGAAUUCCCAAUGAUCUGAUUCUUUUUCCUAAUUUUUAACCUGAUUUUCUGAGGUCGUGAUCUAAAUGAGGGGUGGGGGAAGGUGGAGAAGGACACCAGGUGGUCCAGCCUUGCAGAAAAGGGGCAUCCCGGCCGAGUCCUGCUGCGCAGAUCCUCACUGAGUGUGCACACUCGUGUUCUCGACAUAGGUCUGAAUGUGGGGGUUCCUGUGUGCGUGUGGUUGCCGUGCAAGUGCGUGUGCACGUCCGUGUCUGUAGGUCUCCGUGGCCGCUGGGGACCAGGCCUCUGGGGGCCCUGCAGGGGGCCCGGCCAGGCUGUUGUGACUGAGGAGAGCAGCGCGAGUGGGCGGUUCCCCCAGGACUCCUGCACCCAGACUCGCCCCUUCCUUGUGUCCCUCCAGCUGGUCCCCUGCUCUGUGAGCCCCGCCAGGUGUGCAGCCCGCCCUCCCUCCCGAGAGCCUGCGGAGGCGCCAGGCCCCUGGGGGAGCUGGCAGGGACGUGCUGCAGCUGCUGUGACAGGGAGAGGAGCUUCCGUGGGCCGAGGCCAAGGCCUGGCUCUUGCCACUCUUCACGCCCCAGCGCACCCUGCACAGGGGCCUCCUGUCCCCGGCCCAGUGCCGCCGCACCCCCAAACCCAGAAAGGAGGCUGCGUGGGGCCUGGGCUGAUUCCAAGCCUGUGCCAAGGAUUUGUGCUGUGAUUUGGGGCAAAUCAUUCCGAAAGUCUUCUGGCCUUCAUCUCCUGUCACUAGUGGGCAUUCGGGCUCCAGGAACCCUGAAGUGCUCUGACCCUGGGCUGCACCCUGCUCCUCCGUGAGGUCAUCCAGUGAGGACAGGCGCGGGAGCCUCUGCUUGGCGCUGUAGGGAUUGGGGGCCUCUUUCCUGGCAGGGGAGGCCACCCCUACGUUCACUCCUGUUCACACUGGCCGGUCUCCCCUCCCCAGCAGGCCCCGAGCUCUGAGCCAGCCAGGUGCCAGGGGGCCACCCCUCCCACACCGUGGGCUCUCCUGUCACCAUGGCAGCAAAGCCCCGGCUCUCCUGUCUGACCCCGAGUUUUGGGCGGGCCAGCAGCCCCCUCUGCGGAGAGCCAAAGAUGAGGGACGCUGGGGACACUGGGUGCAGUGCAUAGGGCCCCUUGAGGAUGGUUUUGAGUCUUAAGAUACCAGUUCACUUUGAAAAAGAAAAGAGCUGCUGGGCUGUCUUCUGUCGCCCAGUGAGACAGGACACGGGGGAGAGAACUGUGUCCCGAGAGAGGCUGCGGAGCGGGGCCUGGCUGAGCGGGGCAUGGGUUGCCCUUUGAGAAAGGAGGGCUGGGCCUGGGUGCGGGCAGGGCCAUCAGAGCUGCCCAGCUCUUUUGGAAACCGGGGGCCGGACGACUAACCAUGUCUACACGACUCGAGUGUUGAACCCCGACUGAUGUCUGCGCCGCCUGUCCUAGUUCCGAGCCCGGCCCAGGGGGCGGGAGAGCUCGGCCGGCCUCGCACUGCUUUGUCUCCAAAUAAACUACUGAAUCAAACUGCA